Messenger RNA from Macrosteles quadrilineatus (aster leafhopper), 1317 nucleotides. Lineage: Eukaryota; Metazoa; Arthropoda; Insecta; Hemiptera; Cicadellidae. The record is from the annotation of a RefSeq genome assembly.
AUGAUAAGUUUAAUUCUAAUAGUUUUAUUUUUGAUCCCAAUAAUUUUAAUUAUACAUAGUAGCAUUUUAUUUCAGUAUUUUUAUAUUAUUAUAUAUAUAUAUAUAUUAUUAUAUAAAUCUCCGUCAUCAAUUUUUUCUAGCAUUUCUUAUAUACUAGGCUUAGAUUAUUUUUCUUAUGGUUUUAUAUUAUUAACUUUUCUUAUUAGCUCAUAUAUAAUUAUUUCUAUAAUAAACUUUUCUAAUAAUUUCUUAUAUUUUAUAUUAUUAAAUUUAAUAAUAACAUUUUUUUUAGUUAUUAUUUUUAGUUCUAUAAAUUUUUUAUAUAUAUAUAUUUCUUUUGAGUUUAUUUUAAUUCCAUUAAUUAUUUUAAUUUUAGGUUGGGGGUAUCAACCAGAACGGUUAAUAGCUGGAAUAUACUUAUUUUUUUAUACUGUAUUAGUUUCUUUACCUUUACUAUUACUUAUUAUAUAUAUAUAUAUAUAUUGCGGUUCUAUGUUUUUUGGGUAUAUAGUUUUUUCAUCAGAAAAUUUUUUAAUUCAUUUUAUUUUGAUUGUUGUUUUUAUAGUAAAAAUACCAAUAUAUUUAACUCAUUAUUGGUUACCUAAAGCUCAUGUUCAAGCACCGGUGUCUGGGUCUAUGAUUUUAGCUGCGUUAAUAUUAAAAAUCGGCGGGUAUGGGUUUAUUCGUGUUAUAUAUAUAUAUGAAUAUAUAUUAGUUAAGUAUUCUUAUAUUUGAUUUACUUUUGGUAUUGUAGGUUCUUUAUUUAUCUCUAUUAUUUGCUUAAUUCAAGGUGAUAUUAAAUGUUUAGUAGCUUAUUCUUCUGUAGCUCACAUAGGGAUAGUAUUGUGUGGUUUAAUAACAAUAAAUACAUGAGGAAUUUUAGGUUCUUAUUUUUUAAUAAUUGCUCAUGGGUUUUGUUCAUCAGGUUUAUUUUAUAUUUGUAAUUUGUUUUAUAUUCGUACUAUAAGUCGCAGAUUUUUUAUUAAUAAAGGUUUAAUUAAUUUUAUGCCUACUUGUUGUAUAUUCUUUUUUAUAUUAUGCGCUUUUAAUAUAAGUUGUCCACCAAGAUUGAAUUUUGUUAGUGAGCUAAUAAUUUUACCUAGAUUAAUAAAUUUUUGAUCUUAUUCUAUAUAUUUUUUUAUUGGUAUUUCUUUUUUUUCUGCUUGUUUUAGAUAUUAUUUAUAUAGUUUUAGUCAGCACGGCUUAUAUCAUAAUUUAUAUACUUUUUCUAUAAUUAAUUUAUUAGAAUUUUUAUGUUUAUUCAUACAUUUGUUUCCAUUAUUUUUAAUCCCUGUUUUUAUUAGUACUUUAAUAUAA